GCGAUUAGAGAGCCGCUUGAGCUGUCAGCGGGAGUAGCCGCCGCCUGCAGCACACGGGAGGCUGAGGAAAGCUCGGGGACCGCACCGCAGGACCAGGCUGCCAGCAUGCUGACCGACAGCAACGUGGAGGAGUUCGACAUCAAGGAGGAUGAGCCCUGGUACGACCACCAGGACCUGCAGCAAGAUCUGCAGCUGGCAGCUGAGUUGGGGAAGACGCUUCUGGAUCGCAACACAGAACUGGAGGAGUCUCUGCAGCAGAUGUACUGCACGAACCAAGAACAGAUCCAGGAGAUCGAAUACCUUACGAAGCAAGUGGACCUCUUGCGACGGAUGAAUGAGCAGCAUGCGAAGGUGUACGAGCAACUUGAUGUCACUGCCAAAGAAAUGGAAGAAGCCAACCAGAAGCUGGUUCUAGAAAGCAGAACAUCCCAGCAAAAAAUAUCUAGCUUGACAGAGACUAUUGAAAAUCUUCAAAGUAACAUCGAUGACCUCCAGAAGCAAGUAGAGGAGCUAAAGAAACCAGGAUAUGUGUGUCGUAGUCGUGAUAAAUUUGACCAAUCAAGAUCAACACAGAGUGUUUCCUGUCUGAAAGAACUGUACGACUUGCGCAAGUAUUUUGUCUACGAUCAUGUUUUUGCAGAGAAGAUCACCUCCUUACAUUCCCAGCCUGGCCCCUUUGAAGAGGAAAAUAAUACUUUGAAGAAGACCUUAGCAUUGCUGGAAACCCAGCUUGGUCUUGAACGCAAGAAAAGAGAAGAUUUAGAGGCAGAAUACCAACAAGUCAUUAAAGAAAAUUCUGAACUUGAGCAGAUCCUCCUAGACCAGGAUUCAUGCCAAGCGCGGGCCAUAGAACUCGAGGCUGAGGUGGCGGAAAUGCGUCAGAUUUGUCGGACAGACCGUAUAUUCGCAAAUAACGUUGAAAAGUUAAUACCAGAGUCCAUCUACAUCUCUUUCAAAGACACUAGUGACAAAGACUCUGAUCAGGAGAUGGCUGUAAAGCUCUUAGAAGUGGAAAAGAAGCCUCUCCGAAGAAGUAGCAGUGAGAUGGUUCUACCCAGCGUUACGGCUGACCCCAUCUUAAAUGGCCACGAAGAGACGUGUAUUAGACGGACCGAAGCUGUGAAACAGAGAGGUAUUUCUUUGCUUAAUGAAGUGGACUCCCAAUACAGUGCUCUAAAAGUUAAAUACGAGGAACUCCUUCAGAGGUGCCAGUUGGAUGACAACGACCUGACGCAGAAGGCUAUACAAACGACGAAGACACCUGAAAACAUGUCCAAUUCUCAAGAAGAGAGCCCUCUGUCUCAUUCCCCUCAAGCCGGCAAAUCCCCUGGGACACAGCCAGAAUACAAGCUUCUCUUUCAGGAAAUAUUUAGCUGCAUAAAGAAAACCAAAGAAGAGAUUAACGAGCAAAGAACAAAAUACAAAUUUAUUCCAAAUUCCGCUAGUAGUUAGAAUAAUCUACAUUCAUGUUCUAUUUUUUUUUUUUUUUU
Pelobates fuscus (common spadefoot toad) is the source of this 1490-nucleotide messenger RNA. RefSeq names its product cerebellar degeneration related protein 2 (gene CDR2). NCBI's taxonomy places the organism in Eukaryota, Metazoa, Chordata, Amphibia, Anura, Pelobatidae. The transcript has 5 exons. Bases 106 to 1452 code for a protein of 448 amino acids. The record is from RefSeq and is a predicted model, not a curated record.